AUGACCGAGACGCAACCAUCAGAGGAUCUUGUGAAACAAUUAAAAACAAAAGCAGAUCUCCUUCGACUCACUAACGAAGAAACGAGGGAGAUAAUUACUAAAGCCAAGACUAACGAGCUGGAGCGUCAACGGAAAACGCUAAACGAUAAACUACAAGAAGUACAUGAUUUGAAGCUACGCAUUCAAGAAAUCAAGCUUGGCGAGGGAAUUACACCUGAUGAGGUACGAGCAUGGACCGAAGGAAUAAAAUCGAACGACAUUAUACCUAUCGAGAAUGCGAUCUCCGAGUUGGAGACCGUCAUCGAGACUACCAAAAAGAAUGAACUGAGGAAGAAAGAGAACCUAGCCGCUCAAGGCAGAGAUGAACAGUACCAGGAAAAGCUGAAAUACGACAAGGAGAAACUGGAGUUACAGCUAGUUUAUGAAAAGAAAAUAACAGAAGAACGAACGAAAAGAUCGAGCAAGAACGAAUCGCGGAAACCCAAUGUGAGGCUUCAGAAGCUGCAGAUUACAAAGUUCGACGGCACCUACGCAGAUUGGUUACGGUUCUGGAACCAGUUCGAAGCAGAAAUCCAGGCAGCAGAAAUCCCAGCAGUGACAAAGUUCAAUUACCUAAAAGAAUUAGUAACGCCAAAGGUGAGGAUCGCAAUUCAAGGGUUGCCGUGCACAACCGAGGGCUACGAAAGAGCCAGAAAUAUUCUGCAAACAAGGUAUGGGAAAUCUAGCGAGAUAGUAAAUAGUUAUGUGCAAAAUAUCAUGUCCUUGCCUAACAUUCACGGCUGCCAGCCAUCAAAGAUACAUGAGUUUUACGAGAAACUAAUGUGUAAUGUACAGUCCUUAGAAACCCUAGGAAAGCUAAAUGAAGUAAAUGGUUAUGUCAGGGCCACGAUCGACAAACUAGAGGGCAUUAGAGGGGACCUUGUUCGUAUGGACGAUGACUGGCAGGAGUGGAAAUUCCCCGAACUAGUAAAAGCUCUAGAAAAAUGGACGGUGCGCAACCCCAUUAAGCCGUCAAACGAGAAGCAUGCAAUGAAACCCCCUCAGUUUCCCCUCAAGCGUGAGAGGAAUUUUAAUACCAGACAAGAAGACCGUGAAGUAAGAAACCCUAGAGCAUGCGUGUAUUGUGAUGGCGCAGAUCACAGAUCUGUUGAUUGUAAGAAAGUAGAACUAACAGUUGACAGGAAAAAGUUGCUUAGUUCGAAACAGCUAUGCUUCAAUUGCGCUCGGCCUAACCACAAAGCUUCGGAAUGCAAAUCACGCACGGUAUGCCAAAAAUGUAAUCGACGCCACCAUACGAGCAUCUGUGAUAAUCGUGACAAUGAUGGAAUUGACAACUCAAGUGCCUUGUUGACUGCCUCAAGCACAGGGAAUGCGAUGGUAACCUACCCCGUUGUGAUUGUUGACGUCAAUGGUGUGAAAUGUCGCGCGUUACUGGACACUGGGGCGGGUAGUUCUUACGCGUCAUCAGCCCUUAUAGAUCUAAUCAAAGCUAAACCAACGAGAAAAGAAUUCAAGCACAUUGAGAUGAUGUUGGGAUCGGUCAACAAGGUAAUUAGUGUUUACAACAUGUCUAUCAACAAUCUCGAAGGGGACUUUCAAUUACAUAUUGAAGUAACCAAGGUGGACCGUAAGGAGUUGUUGACGUUAAAAAACCCCAAUUACCAAGAGACCUUAGCCAAAUUUCCACAUUUGAGUGAUGUCCAGAUGCAUGACAACGACAAAAAACCGGAACUUCCAGUGCACCUAAUCCUGGGUGCAAGCGAAUAUGCCCGAAUUAAGACCGAGACCAAACCGAAGAUUGGACGUCCCAAUGAGCCGGUAGCCGAGCUUACGAAAUUUGGAUGGACAAUCCUUACCCCCGGCAAAGAAAUCAACCUGACCCCAAUGCUAAUGACGCAAACUGCUUGCCCGGACUACGAGCAGUUGUGUAGACUGGACGUACUUGGACUAGAGGACUCUGCAACGGGCGACCAGAGCAUGGUGUACGAAGAGUUCAAGGAACAACUGGCAAGAAAUCCGGAGGGGUGGUACGAGACUGGCCUCCCUUGGAAGGGAAAUCAUCCCUCACUACCAAACAAUAUGGCGGGCAGUUUGAGUCGACUUGACAACCUAAUACGAAAACUGGAGAAGCAAGAUUCGUUAGAGCAAUAUAAGAUAAUCCAAGAUCAGCUCGAGCAAGGAAUUGUAGAACGUGUGGAUAACGACGCGAAAGGCAAGGAAUUUUACAUUCCUCACAAACCUGUCAUCCGAGAAUCAGCCGAAACGACGAAGAUGCGCGUGGUUUACGACGCUUCAGCACGGGCUAACCCGAAAGUACCAUCACUUAACGAUUGCCUGGAGACCGGACCUCCCUUGCAAAACCUCCUGUGGAAUGUGCUGGUUCGAAACAGAUUUCAUCCAAUCGCAGUGACGGGAGAUCUGAAACAAGCAUUUUUGCAAGUGCGAAUUCGGGAAAACGAUCGUGACGUCUUGCGUUUCCAUUGGCUGAAAGACCUACAAACCAAGGAGAAAGAAGUCCUGAGAUUUACUCGAGCUCUCUUUGGGUUGGCACCUUCCCCAUUCCUGCUUGCUGGCGUGAUCAAGGAACAUUUGCGAGGCCUCAAACCAAAGUAUCCUGACCUAGUGGAAGAGAUGGAGAGAAGUUUGUACGUAGACGACCUCAUCGGCGGAGCAGAUAGCAAACCCAAGGCUCUCGAGUUAAAGCAAGCAGCAAAAGAAGUAUUCGGUGAAGCUGGGUUUCAAUUGCAUAAAUGGCACUCAAACGCCAAGGAAGUCGAGUAUGAAGACACAACAGCGAACGACGACAAUCAGACGUAUGCCAAGCAACAACUUGGAGUAAAACAGGGGGAGACGAAGCUACUUGGUCUUGCUUGGGAUAAAGAUCAAGAUAACAUUCAAGUGAACAUCCCCAACGAUACCGCGAAUUGUACCAAGAGAGGGAUUCUAGGGAAGAUGGCGAGAAUAUACGACCCACUUGGCCUAAUAUCUCCAUUAACCCUAACGGGAAAAACGCUUUACAGGGACGCUUGUGAUCUUCGAAUUGCCUGGGAUGCACCCCUACCGAGUACACUACAGCAAAGAUGGUGGAAGUACGAACAAGUCCUACCAAGCCAAGUCACCGUACCGAGAAGCCUUGCUAAAUCAGAGGAGCCAAUCGAAUCUAUCGAGUUGCAUGCUUUCGGCGAUGCGAGUGGGAUAGGAGUCUCUGCAGCCGUGUACGCGAUCGUACGACAACCGUCCAGUGUCAGCAGUGGUCUCGUCACAGCAAAGUCGCGGCUGGCCAAGAAAGGCUUAACGAUACCGAGACUCGAGCUAGUAUCGGGGCACAUGGCAACUAACCUGGUUCACAAUGUGAAACAGUCCUUAGAAGGAUUUCCAGUCCAGCGAGUUCUGGGAUGGCUAGACAGCACUGUAGCCCUACACUGGAUCCGUGGGAAUGGCGAAUUCAAACAGUUCGUGGGGAACCGUGUCAGAAAAAUCCAGGAGAGGAGCUACAUCGAAUGGCGGCACGUGACGUCAGCGGAUAAUCCUGCCGAUCUUGGCAGCCGAGGUGGUAACGUAAAGCAAUCUGGAAGUCUUUGGUGGAAAGGCCCGGCUGGUUGCUCGAUCAAGAGAAAUGGCCCCCCAACAUCACUACCCGGGAUACCAGUGAGACACAAGCCGAAACAAAAGCGGUGA
Dendronephthya gigantea is the source of this 3678-nucleotide messenger RNA. RefSeq lists its product as uncharacterized. The transcript has a single exon. Gene Ontology annotation, molecular function: zinc ion binding; nucleic acid binding. Bases 1 to 3678 code for a protein of 1225 amino acids. Lineage: Eukaryota; Metazoa; Cnidaria; Anthozoa; Malacalcyonacea; Nephtheidae. The record is from RefSeq and is a predicted model, not a curated record.